AUGCCGUUAAUGUUGCUAUCAGAGGACCUCCUAUCCGGUAUAAUGGAAUGUUUAGAUGGCGUCUCUAUGCUUUCAAUGGCUCUGACCUGCCGUCUACUCUAUCAGAUCUUCCGAUCUGCCAGAAUCCAGUAUAUCUACGAGCUCGGGGUCAGCUCUAUGCAAGAUUCGGGCUCUGGUAGACCCGCGGAAGAGCUCCUGGCCGCUUUACGAGAUCGACAAAACGCUUGGAGGGGGUUGAACUGGAAGAGUGUCGAAACCGUGAAGGCCAGUCGCCCUUUCACUAUCAUAGAACACGUCGCCGGCGCCUUUGCUCAAGCCUAUGGACAAUUUCUUUCUGUGUCCUGGCUCCCAUCCGCCACCCGGCACGGAACUCUUGCAACUACAGACAUGGGCUCUAGGAUUCGUGAUUUCGUGAUUGACGUAGCACAAGAUCUUGUUAUCGUUAUGCACGAAGAAUGGACCGGCGGAAUCGGUCGUGCCAACCUUUAUUGCCGCACAAUCUCUACGAGCGAGCCACACCCCGCCUGCUCGUCACCGUCUCCUGUGUCUUUUGAAGUGCGCCAACUUACCAACGUAAUGUUCUCCUUGAAGCUGGAGGUGGCCUCCGAUGUGCUCUUCGUGACCGUGUGGACGGGCCCCGCCCUGAGGCUUAUGAUCUGGAAUUGGAAGACCGGACUGCUUAUUCAUGACUCGCUUGAUGAACUGGCUCCUCUCGUCUUCGAGCUGGACAUCGUUCGGCGGGACGUCUUCAUUCUCACCUCGGUCGCUGAUUCAGGGAAGAUCUUCGUUUACCAAAUCGACCCCACGGUGUCUCGUGCCCCCGUCCUUAUCGUGACGCUCUCCUUGCCCAAGAACAACGUAAAUAUAAUACGGUUCACGGCUCGCUCAGGACAGUUCCAGGAGCGUCCGACACCAGGCACGCUAUUCAUGCCCUCUCCCACAUCCCGCACGCACGUCUUCUCUUUUGAGGGGGAGGACAGAUCGUGCUAUACGCUCUUUAUUCGCAGCAGCACUUUCCUGCGAUAUGUUGAUCAGGGCUGCAAGGGGCUGGAGGUGCCGUGGAGUGGUUGGGGUGAGAAAGAGACGCGCCUGAUGGAGCAAAGAAUGGAAGGCGACUGGCGUCGGUACGUGCACGGACAUCGCGUCGUCUGCAACUCCAUCGACAAACAAGGAGUCGAUGUAUUGGACUUCUCUCCCUUUUCCACCUCCAAAUAUAGUUCCCCUAUGCCAGGGUCUCAAGGACAGCAGUACUUCAGUGGUGAUCCUACCGUGAUCUCCAAAGACGAAGGGAGUUUCGAGGAAGAUGUCGUAACACGCCUCCCGUACCAUGUUGCCUCACGUGAAGUGGAGAACACGCCGCACGCUUACUUGAUUGACGAAGAGCGGAUCGUUGGCAUGAUGUUUAGGACGGACGCAUUCGAAUUGACGGUUUAUUCGUUCUAG
Cyclocybe aegerita is the source of this 1443-nucleotide messenger RNA. NCBI's taxonomy places the organism in Eukaryota, Fungi, Basidiomycota, Agaricomycetes, Agaricales, Hemipholiotaceae. The record is from the annotation of a GenBank genome assembly.